GAUUUACAGAUGCAUUCUAUUGCUUUGCGUUUAGCAGCAGAAGAGGCGGAGCAGGAAGCUAGGCACGAAAGAAUUGCGCGAAGGCAACUAAGGAUGAUAUGAAUCCUUUCGAGUUACCUGAGUCUUUGUUUGAAAAGUACUACAGGGUGAACAAACCCGCAUUCAAGUACCUGUUGGACGUGCUGAUAGCAGUUUCAGAGCCUGCAAAAAAGAUUUUUGCAGUAUCCCCCUUAACAAAAUUAAGCGGGUGCUUACGGUUUUUUGCUGAAGGCGGGUACCAGACGGGACUUGGAAAAGACUCCGAUGUAGCAUUGGCCCAAUCCAGUUUUAGCAAGGUACUAUCAGAAGUGUUAACUCUGUAUGAAAAUCACUUGUGCCCACAGUGGAUAAAAGUGAGCGAAGGCCAUGAAGAGAACCGGAAGAAAGCGCUAGCGUUUUACGCAAAACAUGGUAUUCCUGGUGUGGUUGGAUGCAUUGAUGGUACCCAUGUGAGGAUAAUUGCUCCACCACGAAACGCCCACAUUUACUACAAUAGAAAAGGUCACUACAGCCUAAACGUUAUGAUUCGACUUGCGUGCCUGUUUUGAAAGGGAGUACUUGCGAGGAGGGAAUAACUUCUGGCUUUUAGCCGAUGCUGGAUACCCUUUGGAACCGUGGCUGUUAACACCUCAUAGAACUCCGGAGGAAGGUUCAACGCAAAUGAGGUUCAAUGAAGCACACGCAAAAUGUCGCAACAUUAUCGAACGGACCAAUGGUGUAUUGAAGAACAGGUGGAGGUGUAUCCUUGGUGCUCGAGAUUUGCACUAUACUCCCGAAAAAGCAGCAAAAAUUAUAAAUGUGUGUUGUGCGUUGCAUAAUAUAUGCAUUCAUUUUAAAGCAAGCACACACAUUAUUGAGUGUGAAGUACUGGAGCCGGUUGAAAUGAAUGCAAUAUCAGUAGCAUCAUCGCAAUAUACUGCUGUAGCUCAAUCAACAAGAAAUAAUAUAGGAGCCUCCCUUUAAGUUAGGUAUAUAUAAAUUUAAAUAUUUAUGUACAUAUGGUCGCGGCA
Messenger RNA from Rhagoletis pomonella (apple maggot), 1049 nucleotides. Its product is annotated as putative nuclease HARBI1. The coding region runs from base 99 to 587 and encodes 162 amino acids. The transcript has 4 exons. Lineage: Eukaryota; Metazoa; Arthropoda; Insecta; Diptera; Tephritidae. The record is from RefSeq and is a predicted model, not a curated record.